Messenger RNA from Acanthochromis polyacanthus (spiny chromis), 3481 nucleotides. Its product is annotated as rho GTPase-activating protein 42-like. The coding region runs from base 2 to 2956 and encodes 984 amino acids. Gene Ontology annotation, cellular component: cytoplasm. The transcript has 24 exons. Gene Ontology annotation, biological process: signal transduction. The record is from RefSeq and is a predicted model, not a curated record. Lineage: Eukaryota; Metazoa; Chordata; Actinopteri; Pomacentridae. Gene Ontology annotation, molecular function: GTPase activator activity; protein binding.
GAUGGGUCUGCCGACGCUGGAGUUCAGUGAUUCUUUCUUGGACAGUCCGGACUUCAGAGAGCGACUGCAGUGCCAUGAGAUUGAGCUGGAGCGCACCAACAGGUUUAUAAAAGACCUCAUCAAAGAUGGAAACAUGCUCAUAUCUGCCCUCAGAAGUCUUUCUCUUGCUGUUCAGCGGUUCUCUCAGUCUUUGCAGGAGUUCCAGUUUGAAUGUAUUGGAGACGCUGAGACUGAUGAUGAAAUCAAUAUAGCUCAGUCCUUAAAGGAGUUCUCUCAGCUCUUAAGCACCAUGGAAGAGGAGAGAAAACGGCUGAUCCAGAAUGCUGAUGACGUUUUGAUCUCACCGCUCGAGAGGUUUCGAAAGGAGCAGAUCGGAGCUGUUAAGGAGGAAAAGAAGCAGUUUGACAAGGAGACAGAAAGGUACUACUCGGUGUUGGAGAAACACCUCAGCCUGUCCUCCAAAAAGAAGGAAUCCCAGCUGCAUGAGGCGGACUCGCAGAUGAGUAAAGACAGGCAGGUUUUUUACGAUGCGUCUCUGCAGUAUGUCUUCAAGAUCCAGGAAGUGCAGGAGAGAAAGAAGUUUGAAUUUGUGGAGCCUUUAUUAGCCUUCCUGCAGGGGUUGUUUACAUUCUACCACGAGGGCUACGAACUGGCCAGUGAGUUUGAACCCUACAAGCAGCAGCUUCAGUUCAACCUGCAAAAUGCUCGUAACAACUUUGAAAGUACGCGUGCUGAGGUUGAGCGGCUGAUGAAGAGGAUCCGAUCUGCCGAGGAAGACUUCAAAGCUCCCAGUUGCUUCACUAUGGAGGGAUAUUUGUACAUACAGGAAAAACGUCCUCUGGGCAGCGUGUGGACCAGAUACUACUGCACUUAUGAGAAAAGCUCCAAGAUGUUCACCAUGAGCAACACAGAGUCCAGACCAGCCAACAGACAGAAUGGCAUGGUGAAUGGUACACCGGAGAUGUUCAGACUGCGCUCGUGUGUCCGAAGGAAGACUGAUUCAAUUGACAAGCGCUUUUGCUUCGACAUCGAGGUGGUGGAGAGACAUGGUGUCAUCACCCUGCAAGCGCUGUCUGAGGCCAACAGACGGCUGUGGAUGGAGGCAAUGGAUGGAAAAGAGCCGAUUUACACUCUGCCAUCUCUGCUCAGCAAAAAGGAGGAGACAUUUCUCAACGAGGCAGGCUUCAACUUUGUUAAGAAAUGUAUUGAGCUGGUUGAAACAAGAGGCAUUACCACCCUGGGACUGUACAGGAUAGGAGGAGUGAACUCUAAAGUACAGCGGCUGAUGACGAGUGUGUUUGCAUCGACAGCUCCCUCUGACAUGCAGCUGGAUGCAGACGCCUGGGACAACAAGACCAUAACCAGUGGCCUGAAGAAUUAUUUCAGGUGUCUGGCAGAACCAGUACUGACCUACAGGCUGCAUAAAGAAUUCAUCAAGGCUGCAAAGUAUGAUGACCAGAAGCACAGAGUGAGAGCCAUUCAUGCUCUUGUACACAAACUGCCAGAAAAAAACAGAACAAUGUUGGACCUCUUAACCAACCACCUCCUCAAGGUGUCUUCUCACAGUGACCAGAAUCUGAUGACUGUGUCCAACCUGGGGAUGAUCUUCGGCCCCACAUUGAUGAGAUCGCAGGAGGAGACAGUAGCAGCCAUGAUGAAUAUCAAGUUUCAGAACAUUGUGGUGGAGAUUAUCAUUGAAAACCACGACAAGAUCUUUGGUGAGGCCCCGGAUCUGUCAGUGCCGUUGCCUCCAGCUCCGUCUUCUCGGUCGACUCCUCGGAGAAGCAAGGCCAUCUGUCUGUCGUCUGGAAAGAGAAAGGCCCGUCUCUACCCUCCAGCUCUUUGCUUGGCAGAUAAUGACAGUGACACGUUCAGCAGCAGUCCCAGCACGACUCCGAUGGGCAGCCAGGAGUCUCUGUCCUCACACUCCUCUGAAAAGAACGGCUUGUCUCAGACCUCCUCUCCGUCUUCUCCUGCUGCUGAGCCCACAUCACCCUCCACAGCACCGUCCUCUCCUCCCGCAGCUUCCUCCCCACCGCACAACUCCUCAAAUGGGAAAGAUCAGAGACAGUUGACAGACAGCGCUGCCUCCCCUCACGUCAUGCCUUCCUCUUCCCAGACUUCCGCCCAGCUCACUCCGGCGUUGCAGACUUCCUCUCUGUCCUCCUCCACGUCCUCUUUGCUGUCUGCAGUGGAGAGGUCAGUUAAAGGAAACUCCUCUGCCUCCUUGUCAUCUGUGAAAGAAUCAAGAUCUCCCUCCAGAGCCUCCACAUCCACCAUCUCCAUCCAGAACUCAUCUGUGGAGGGUUCCUCCACCCUCAGGGAGGGUUUCCCUGUUCACAGAGCAGCUUCUGUCUCCUCUCUGAAGAGCACUCAUUUGGUGGAUGAAAGAAAUGCAAGCAGCGCCACUGUCACACAAACCAGAGUGACGGACUCUACCUCUCCUCGGCAGCUUAGGACUUACAGGACUGCCUCCUCCUCCUCUUCCUCCUCCUCUUCUCUGUUUCCCUACCAGCUCUCCACAUCUUCCUCUCUCACCUCCCUGCACAUCUCUGAGGAUUACAAAAGCUGUCAUGGAUCAGUACAGAGUCUCAUGUCUCUGGACCCCCGAGAGGCACGUAAAACUUCACACAUCCGCUGUGGGUCCGAUAUGACUCCGAAACACUCUGCAGCCACGUCCAGCAACGGUUACCAGAGGCCUGGAUCACUAUUAUCGAUCAGACUACCACAGCGGGAGAGUUCGGUGUUCUCCUCAGCAUUAGACAUAUGUUGUGGAAGGGACGCAAAAGCUCUUUACUCCUGUGAGGCAGAGCACAGCCAUGAGUUAAGUUUUCCGCAGGGGGCGCUGUUCUCAAAUGUGUAUCCGUCUGUGGAACCAGGGUGGCUUCAGGCGACAUACAACGGCAAAACAGGCCUCAUCCCUGAAAACUACAUCACAUACAUCGGACAAACCUGACUGUGUCGUCAAGACGCCACUGAGAAACACAGGUCGGUUUUAGAUUUUAGGGAUCUACAGUGCAAACAGUAAUCCUCUGUGCUGCGGAUCAAAGAUAUAAUAUAUUUAUAUAGUAACUGUGACUAUUAUCACUGACUACUGUGGCAGGAUAUGAAAGACGUGUGUACUGUAUGUAAUCAUGUUAUGUGUUAUUAACCAGCCUAUAAUACAGUAGAUGUUAAUAUUAUUUGACUUUUUUGUUUUACUCAUUAUCAGUGUCUUUUAUGUUCAGCAGUCUCUGCUAUACUUCACUAUAUAUGGAUUAAAUGUGUCUACAAGGUACAUGGAAGCAGUAUUUUUCUAUCAAUCUCAGUAAUUUAUAUGUUUAAUGUCCUAACUGUAUGUUUAAAAAUGAAAUGUUCACACCUCGGUGCCUUGCGCGAUAUGAGACUGAAGACUGAAUCCUGUCGUAACACCUUCGCCCUGCUGUCUCUGUCAGUUUUCCUGCUGUCUUAAUAAAGGACAAAUACUUUUUCUUUAAAAAAA